This is a messenger RNA of Knipowitschia caucasica, 2241 nucleotides long. The record is from the annotation of a GenBank genome assembly. Lineage: Eukaryota; Metazoa; Chordata; Actinopteri; Gobiiformes; Gobiidae.
AUGUCACCGUCUGCAGGAGCCUCCCUUCUCUCUCACUGUUCGACAACACCGAGGACAACACCGAGGACCACUGCGAGGACAACACCGAGGACCACUGCGAGAUUAAAGAUGUCGUCUCUGGGACUCUCUCUGGUCUUGGCUCUGGUCUUGGCGUCUACAGCGGUCUUCGUUGGGGCUCAGACGACCUGCAGAGGGCGCUGUGGCGAGGGAUACUCCAGAGCCAACAGUUGUCAGUGCGACUACGGCUGCCUGGUCUACGGAGAGUGCUGCAAGGACUACGAACGCCUCUGCACCUCCGAGGGCACGUGUAAAGGCCGCUGUGGAGAGAAUUUUAAACGUGGUCGUUCCUGCAGCUGUGAUUCAGAAUGUGUGUUAUACAACCAGUGCUGUCCGGACCAUGUGGACCACUGCAACCAGACCAUCACGACACCAUCAGCCAGCGAGGAACCAGCAACAACUGCACUGACAACACAACCAGCCACCACACCAGCAGCCACCACACCAGCAGCCACCACACCAGCAGCCACCACACCAGCAGCCACCACACCAGCAGCCACCACACCAGCAGCCACCACACCAGCAGCCACCACACCAGCAGCCACCACACCAGCAGCGAGUGAGGAACCAGCCACCACACCAGCAGCCACCACACCAGCAGCGAGUGAGGAACCAGCCACGACACCAGCAGCGAGUGAAGAACCAGCCACCACACCAGCAGCGAGUGAGGAACCAGCCACGACACCAGCAGCGAGUGAAGAACCAGCCACCACACCAGCAGCCACCACACCAGCAGCGAGUGAGGAACCAGCCACGACACCAGCAGCGAGUGAGGAACCAGCCACGACACCAGCAGCGAGUGAGGAACCAGCCACCACACCAGCAGCGAGUGAGGAACCAGCCACGACACCAGCAGCGAGUGAGGAACCAGCCACGACACCAGCAGCGAGUGAGGAACCAGCCACCACACCAGCAGCGAGUGAGGAACCAGCCACCACACCAGCAGCGAGUGAGGAACCAGCCACCACACCAGCAGCGAGUGAGGAACCAGCCACGACACCAGCAGCGAGUGAGGAACCAGCCACGACUCUGCCGACAACACAACCAGCCUCCACUGCGCCCCCCAUCCCAGACCUGGACGGUUUCGAGGUCCUCCCAGAGUCCCAGACCACAGCUGAAACAGACCCCACCGCGGCUCCACCUCCCACCGUGACAGAGCUGCCCCCGGAUCCCACCACACCUGCACCAACAGCUGCGCCAUCGUCACCGGCUUCUGAAACGCCUCCAACCACCACACCAGUCCCUCAGACCUCCACCCCAGUUCCUGAGACCACCACUCCACCCCCCUCCACCAAAGAGGAAGCUACUACGGCUCCAGCGGCGGACGUGACGACCGAAGCCUCCGUGUCCAAACCAGCAGAGAAGCCCUUUGAACCAGCGGUGGAUCUGGACAACAAACCUGUGCUGAACGGCCUGGAGGACCCUGCGGACUACCCAGCAGACGACAGUAACGACAGAGACCUGUGCAGCGGACGUCCCAUCACCGGAGUCACCACGCUCAGCAACGGGACAGUAGUGGUCUUCAGAGGGCAUUACUUCUGGGUCCUGGAUGAAAACAAGAUCCCAGGUCAGGCCCAAGAGAUCAGCGAGGUCUGGGGCACCCCCUCCCCCAUCGACACAGUCUUCACACGCUGCAACUGCCAGGGCAAGACCUACAUCUUUAAGGGGCCUCAGUACUGGAGGUACGAGAACGACGUCAUGGACCCGGGUUUCCCCAAAGUGGUGGAGACGGGGUUCGACGGCCUGAGGGGCCCGGUGACCGCCGCGCUCUCGGUGCCGCAGCACAAGCAGCGGAGAGAGGCCGUCUACUUCUUCCAAAAAGGAGGGAAAGUGCAGAAGUAUUCGUACCAGUUCGCUCCCAGUUCGUGCGGCAGGAAAGUCCAGUACGCGGUUUACACUCGGCGCCAGAGGACGGUGCGACAGGUCCCAGUGCACGUCUCUCUGUUGGAACCUGCCAUAAACUACAAGACGGCGUGGAGAGGUUUUCCCGCCACCGUCACCGCCGCUGUGUCGAUUCCCAACAGGAGGGAGGCGGACGGCUUCAGCUACCACAUCUUCAACAGAGCUAAAUCCUACAGGAUCCGGAUCGAGGCCGAGCGUCCUGUGGUCGUCGCCGUCAGCGCCAACACGUCCCAGACCAACGAGGUCUUCAGAUGUCCGCGGAGAAACCACAAACCACAGUGA